Tuber aestivum (summer truffle) is the source of this 4466-nucleotide messenger RNA. The record is from the annotation of a GenBank genome assembly. NCBI's taxonomy places the organism in Eukaryota, Fungi, Ascomycota, Pezizomycetes, Pezizales, Tuberaceae.
AUGUCGGAUCUUAUACGAACUCCAUGGUUAGCGGGAAGUGUGCACAAGUCUUUGGCCGCAUGGCUGACAAAGAAGCGGUCUGUCCAACCGCCUCGGGAAUACAGCAUUUCCCCUGACGGAGACCUCUUAUUACAGGGCACAAAAAAGGGUGUUUUGCAGUUAACUAGAGUAAGCGCUGAAGCUUCUAUACCCCUGAUUGGCCCUCUCCCUCUUUGUUCCGCACCGUGUCUGACCUGUGUUUAGUUCUUAACCUAUGAGGAUCCUCUUACUGCACAAUUGUCGGACAAAUACCAUUUUAUCGGUUGCGAGUUUUCUCCCACUUGUAGGUCACAGUUUGAAGCGGAGCACGGAAAAGAUCUCUUGAACAUCAGGGGAGCUUUAAUCCAAUUACAGAAGUAUGAAAUACGAUUUGUUGGCUCGGACGGAUCUCUCUCUGAGAAGGGUAUCACCUUUGGGGAACAGUCGGGAACUAGGGGGGCUCGCGCUAGUGGAACUCACGGGUCGUCUGCUCGGCCCUCAAAGGACCACUCUCGGCAAAUACCAGUACCGGUUUUUGUCGUCCAAGGAUUUGCGUUGCUUGCAUCUGAGGGUGAGAGUAUAUGGGGAGCGCCAAAGGCCGUAGAGGCGAAUUCCGGGCUCGCUACUUUGCUGGCGGAACUCCCAACAAGGGGGAGAAUUCCGGUCGCGAGUGGGGGCGGCGGUAGAGAGAAGGAACUGCGCCAACCGGUGCAGCGAGUUUCGGGCACGGCUACGGGUGGUAGGGAAGUCGCCGGAGGCCGGGAUGAUGAGAAUGACGACGAUGAGGAUGAAGAUUCGCAGCCGUUUGCUACUCAGGCUCCGAAUAGGUUUUCUUCAACUUUUGACGAUUUUGACUUUGGAACCCGGUCCCAAUUUCGGGCGCGAGCUCCAACCGGCUCACAGCUAUCGGGUGAUUCUUUGCCAUCCUCGCUUCGUGUACCGUGGAAGAACUCUCGCCCUUUAAAACGUAAGGAGGUAAGCUUUGAAGUUCAACUCGAAAAGCCUGCCAUCCAGCCUAAAGUUCGGCCAACGGCAAAGCUACAAGAGAGCCACAAUAGCGGCAUAUUUGGCCAUAACAGUCUGAACGGCUCGCUUGUGUUGCACCCAGGUUGGCAAGGUAUGGUGGGGGUUACAAAGGAGGAUUCAACUGUUCCUGAGGACCAGGAAAUGGAGCUUGAAAAAGAAACGGGUAAGUGCGCUAUCACCUGCCUCACGAUUCGUUGGAUAUUAAUCUUUGGUUUUUACCGCAUGAUUUGCUGUCGCAUCUGCUAACAAUUAUCACAGCGUGGUAUCCCCCUCAACCCGAGGUCGAAAACCCUCGUAGCUCUCGGGCCUAUAAUAUGCCGAAGAACCAAUCCACCCCGGGGAAGCAUCAACCCCAUCGCAUUUUGCCUAGGAAACAUACUGCUAGAAAGACAUGUGUAACUCGGAAAAAGCGUUCUCCCGAUCCGGUUGAAUCAGAAGGUGUGGAGAGUAGUGUUUCUUGGCCUUCAAGCCCAGAAUAUCAAGAUCCUAGAUUUACAGGCCGCGAUAUUACUGGGACACCACCUCACAACAGCAUGAUGUUUCCCGUGCUGAAUCUGGGCUCCUCAGCGACUCAAGCCCCUGGGAGAAGAGGUGGCGAUUCUGUUAAAACACGAGUAGGGUCGGGGGAUAGUCCCGCUCUGCCAAAGAAUGGGGGCUCCCGGCGACUUGCAUCGGAUAAAAACUCCAACAAGCGCGGAAAGGCUUCUGGUAGUCAGGCUUUGGGCAAGGAUGACUCACCUAGUUUUAGUCCUGGACCGACAAAGCGGGUAACCCGUGGCGCUAAUGGUAUCAGUAAGAGAUUGUUGCCUGAUCCUACAAACUCGGUAGUAUUUUCAUGGCUAUUUGACACUCGCAUGCUGAUCCCUGUUAGGUGUUUCAACGGCCGAGGAGACGACCCAGGCUAAAAAAACCCAGUUAUGACUCCGCAGACGAUCUUGAGGAUUCCGAAGAGGUUGGCUGUUCUGAUCAGUCUAGUGGAUCUCGGGCUCGGGAGUUUAGUGUUGAACCUCCUGUUCCCGUUAUAGACCCUCAUGGCCGCACACGAGUUGCGAAAUAUGGCAUCUUGGGCGCGCAGCAGGUUGAACUUUGGGAUAGAGAUAGAAGGUUGGCCAAGCGGUCUGAUGCUCGAAGCGAUUCUGUCAGCGGAGAUAAUAGCUUUAGUGACACCUCGAUUCCAGAUCUGGAUAAUUUGGAAGAUUUGGGAACUUUUAAAUCUAAUAGUGAGAGUGGUACGGAAGAGAGGUUCUCCAAAUCAAUUAACAAUCAUUGUCGCGAGGAGGGCUUGCGCUCUACCUCUUGCGAUGUGCCCCCAUCGCUAGAGUCUAACCCGCUGCAGCCACUUCUCUUGUCCGAUCGUGACGGCAACACUGUUGGGGGAAAACCUGCUUGCCGCGGUCUUAAAGGGGAUUCCGAAUCCUUUAAACGCUUAUUGGAGACGGGGCACGACGAAGAACUGGGCAUGAGCGGCGAUGAGAAUGACGUACCCCAACAACAAUCCCUGCCCCCUUCCCAGAUUUCUUUUGCAAUGACUUCAUCUACCACGAAGCGGGAGGCUGGCCAGAAGGAGGUUGUACCGAGUCGAGAAUUGCCAGCUCAUCCUACCAAUCCAUCCUUUGAUCAGAAACCGGAUAAGGGGAAACAUCUCUUAAGAUUGGAGGAGGAGGGUGUUCUGCGAAAUGGCUCCGGAUCGGCUGCUGGCAAGCAGGUAUCCUUGGAUGCUGAGGUAUGCAAUCUACAGUUUAACCAACCCAAACGUGACUUGAAGGAGAUGUGUUAUUUGUCUCCUAUACCUGCCGCCACCGUUCAGGUCAAAGAGACGUCGUACCGUGGAGAGGGUCUAUCUUUCUCGGCUCGGGAACGCGCAGUGUAUACGAACGAUGACUCUGACCAGGAAGGCAUACCUGGCACCGGAGAUCCACCCAGUACCGUUCAGGUGCCAGACUCGUCGCAGGACCAGCUUUUGCGGGAAAAUCAGGCGUAUCGGGGAAACCUCGAAGUCCAAGUUCCCGCAUCUUCCGAUGGGGUCCGGAUGCGGAAAGGGGGUACACCCGCAGCUCUUUCCAAGUUUGUGGAGAGGGUCCCAUCUAGCAGCGAUGAAAUUCAUGGCUCCAAGGAAGCGGAUAUUCCCAAAACAUUGGAGAAGCAUAAAAAAGCGCUUACCGACUCACCAGUGAGCACCCAAUCAACAAAGCGCACAGCAUCCCCUUUUACUCCUGCUCCCAAGAAAGACAAAGUGCCCAAGGCCGCGUUAUCAACUUCGGUCCCCCCAGCAUUGUCUGUGGAAUUAACAAAUCUUGAGUCCCUGCCAACUCUCAGGACUAAGGCAGCUAGUAUCAUUGACAUUUCUUCAGACGAAGAAGUCCCGACUCCCACACCACCCAAGCCCGUCAAUCUACGAGAAUAUCUUAGAGCAAACCGGGCCAUCAGAGACGGGAUGGCCGUGAACAAGGAACAGCCAAAGCCUGAAAUGUAUGCUGGCAUUCGUUCACGUUCGCUCCACAUCCCUGGCCAAGAGGGUAAAAGAGAGGCGGAAAAGCAGUCGGAAGAUGAGAGGAGGAAGAAGUAUUUUGGAACCAACCAAGCAAGACCUUGGAAUAACCCUUGGAAACCCGUUGGGGAAUUAGCCCGUCUCGAGAGAGAUAGGUUGGAGAAAGAAGCGAAACUUGAGGAAGGCUCUUCCUCCAAGCCUUCGGCAAAACCAAAAGGGGCUCUGUCCGCCGAAGACUGGUUCCGCGACCCAGAUACCCCUGUUAAGGUUUUCCUGAGAAAGCUUAAGGAGCUGAAACAGGUCAAGAGCGAUGCUGCGGGAGUUGGCGCCAUAGAGACUCAGGCCGACGAAUGAAAUGGAAUCCUCUGCUGCCGAUUCCAAGUACCCUUAUCUUUUACCCCUUCGGGUGGGGGUACACAAAAAAGUUAUUUUUAUUUGUUUUACUAAAUCUCCUAUCUCGUCAUUCUCCAGACAGGUAUCUAGUCACGGGGUAUUUCUUCAUUUUUUCUUCGAUACGACUGAAGGGGGAUGGAGAUAUGAGAGGAAAUGGAGGAAGGGGCUUAUUUCGUGGCGUUGGGGGGAUCUGUUGCUUUGCAUUAGUUUUUUAUUUUUUAUUUCAUAUUAUCUAUCCCUGUUAUACUCCUUAUUCCAAUUUCUCCCCGCCGAUAGUGAUGAUGUGCUUAAGCAUCUUUCUCUCGCUUUUCUCAUUUUUCAUUUUAUUAACCUUUUACCACUUGCUGAUAUCGAUCGUUAUGGUCAUGUCUAUUCUGAAUGAGGAUAUUGUGCGCGCUCUGAUAUCGGGGAUACAGGGUUUUCUGUGAGAUAAUUGUAGUAGCUUCUUUACCGGCACUGAGAUGGAGUUGUGCGUGUAUGAUACUUAGGCUACAGCUUCGGCUGUAUAUUUUACAAAUAGGAAGGCCUGAUCAUGACCCCC